Molecule: messenger RNA, 1761 nt
Organism: Pogona vitticeps (central bearded dragon)
Lineage: Eukaryota; Metazoa; Chordata; Lepidosauria; Squamata; Agamidae
Product: vitamin D3 hydroxylase-associated protein
Biological process (GO): fatty acid catabolic process
Molecular function (GO): fatty acid amide hydrolase activity; amidase activity
Source: RefSeq, a predicted model, not a curated record
AUGCCUGAAUGGAUGAAGCAGCCAUGGUCCUACAUCAAAAUGGAUCUUCGUGUUAUCUUUGGUCUGGCUUGUAGCUCUUCUGCAGCUUUCUUGGCACUGAAAUGGAUGGGCCAGGAAAGAAUAAAAAGACAAAUAAAAGAGGCGAGAAGCAAGAGAGACCAUGGUUUGGGACAAAUGGAAAAAGCUGUCCAGAGAUUUAAGCUGGAGAACCCCGUAACACAAAGUGCUUGCAUCCUUUCUUUGCCUCUGGCUGAGCUGGCUGAGAAGCUGAAGGAAGAAUCCUUGUCUGCUGAAACUGUCCUUUACACCUAUAUGGAGAAGGCUUUAAUUGUCACCCAGGAGACAAACUGUGUGCGCCAUUUUAUCCCAGAAUGUGAACAACAGCUCCAGGAAAUAAAAAAGCAGAAGGCAAAGGGCUUACUGCAUGGCAUACCUAUCAGUAUUAAGGACCACAUUGGAUAUAAGGGGCACUUAUCAACAUGUGGGCUUGCUCAUUUUCUUGGUGUUCUGCAAGAAGAGGACAGUGUGUUGGUCAAGGUGUUAAAGAAGCAAGGAGCAAUUCCUUUUGUCCUCACAAAUGUUCCACAGUCUUUAUUCAACUAUGAUUGCAGCAAUUCAAUUUUUGGCCAGACAAUGAAUCCUCUUGAUCAUAAAAGAGGCCCUGGUGGUUCAUCUGGAGGGGAAGGUGCACUGAUUGCUGGAGGAGGGUCCAUUUUGGGAUUUGGCUCAGAUAUAGGUGGAAGUAUUCGCAUACCCUCCAGCUUUUGUGGCAUUUGUGGGCUGAAGCCAACAGCGGGAAGGUUGAGCAAUUCAGGAGUCAAAGGUCCGAUUGAUGGAAUACUCUCAGUUGCAGGAACUGUGGGGCCCAUGGCCAGGGAUGUGGACAGUCUGGCAUUCUGCAUGAAGGCUCUCUUAUGUGAGGACAUGUUCCAGAUGGAUCCCACUGUGCCACCUAUGCCAUUCAACGAGGAGGUAUAUGCAGGUUCUGCACCACUUCGGAUUGGAUAUUACGACACCGAUGGCUAUUUCUUGCUCCCUCCCUGCAUGAGGAGGGCUGUGCAUAAAACAGGAAUGCUCCUCCAAGAAGCUGGUCAUAGGCUCAUUCCCUUCACUCCACCUUCAGUGGAUUAUGCCAUGGAUGAACUUUUUCUCAAAGGCAUUUUUGCAGAUGGUGGCUCGUUUCUGUUGGCCAUGUUUGAAAAAGAUAUUGUGGAUCCAAGACUGAAGCCUCAAGUGACUUGGUUGAGAAUCCAAAAGACAGUGAAAAGGGUUUUGGCCAAGAUUGUUAAGCCCUGGUUCCCAAGACUGGCCAGUCAUCUGAACGCCCUGUGUGGUGUGCGGUCUGUGAAAAACCUUUGGGAACACCAUGAAAAAGUGAUGGCUUAUCAUCAGAAGUUUAUUGAUGAGUGGAGGAAAUGCCAACUUGAUGUUCUCCUCUGCCCAGUCCUGGGCCCUGCCUUCCUUCUGGGAUAUCCUGCAAAAAUACUAUCGGCUGUCUCAUGCACCAUGUUGUACAAUGUUUUGAACUUCCCUGCUGGAACUGUGCCUGUCACCACAGUUACAGAGGCUGAUGAAGAGGAGCUGAGGUGUUACCGAGGACUCUGUGGUGACCCCUGGGAUAAGAAACUGCAAGAGGCUGUGGAAGGUGCAGUGGGACUCCCUGUGGCAGUACAGUGUGUGGCUUUACCAUGGCAGGAAGAAUUAUGCCUUCGAUUCAUGAAGGAGGUAGAGAAGCUGUCCCAGGAAGUGAGACAGAAAUAG